AUGCAAGGACUUCUGCCAUAUCCAAUUAACGCAAUUAUCCCAUCUGGUUAUGACGCUCAAAAACUCACCAUCAUUCCAUCACUUAACUCACAGAAAGAAAUUUAUGUAAUCUCCGUUAGAAAUGCCAUUCGAUUCACAGAAACUAUCGUUCCAUUGCUCGUCUUCAUUCUCAAAACAUCGAUUAUCAAUGAAUUUUCGAUUGAAGUGAUUCGUCAAAGAGACUGGGUCAAUGUAUUCGGAAAUAUGUUGGAGCCAGCGUCAUUUAGGAUUAAGAAUUUCCAUGGAGUAAUAUUGUCAUAUCAGGAGACAAUGUUUUUCGUUUCAAAACUCCAUUCUAUUAACGAGUCGAUUCAUUUGGAUGCAAAUGGUUGUCAGAAGUUUCCGAUGGAACGCUUGAUCGAGGAUCCGGCGAUCUUGAACGCGAAAUUACUCAGAAUCCGAGAUCUACCAAACAAAGAUGCUGUCUGGAAACUGGCAGAGAAAUGGAUCGAAAAUGAUUCCCCAAUCGGCACAACAUUCAGAGUCACUUCAACCAACCAUCACACUUUUCAUCAAUUUGCAGUUGUGUUCAAAGACCGACUAAUCUCUGAAACCAAUGAAGAAAUUCUAAUCAAAACGGAUAAUCCAUCGAAGCAUAUUCUCCUCAAGUUGGCUCGUCGCUGUCGUGUUUCUAGACCAUUGAUCUGCAUUGUGGUUUCCUCGGAAACUAAAGAGUUGGAAUUCGAAACAUCCGGAAAAUGGGUCACCAAAAAGAUGAUGCCUCUCUCGGAAUAUCUUUCAUUCCUAUUUGUAGAAGAUAUGAACGAGGAAGACGAUCUCAAUGGAAGUAGUUUUAUCAUACUGAUGCUUCACUGUGUCUGGCUCCUUAUCACUAUGAUUUUGAAAUGUCUUUUCGGUAGAAACUGA
This is a messenger RNA of Caenorhabditis remanei, 906 nucleotides long. RefSeq lists its product as uncharacterized. The coding region runs from base 1 to 906 and encodes 301 amino acids. The transcript is spliced from 4 exons. The record is from RefSeq and is a predicted model, not a curated record. NCBI's taxonomy places the organism in Eukaryota, Metazoa, Nematoda, Chromadorea, Rhabditida, Rhabditidae.